This is a messenger RNA of Aspergillus calidoustus, 1185 nucleotides long. NCBI's taxonomy places the organism in Eukaryota, Fungi, Ascomycota, Eurotiomycetes, Eurotiales, Aspergillaceae. The record is from the annotation of a GenBank genome assembly.
AUGAACCGUAUCGAGCACCAGGUCGUCACGGGCGAAUUCAAGAGCCAGUACGAGUUUGACAAUGCCAUCGCGGAGCUUUGGUCGAGCGCGUACGAUGGACAUCUUACCGUGACCUUGUGCUCGCAGUCGAUCUUUCGGUUCAAAAGUGCCCUGCAACUGGUUUCGGUCUCCAAGGAUGGACUUGAAACUACCAGAGAUAUAUACCUAUGCAGAGGAUGCCCGGCUUUUGACAAAGAACCCGGGCUUGGUAUCCCCAAUCGUCUAUAUCAACGGGAGUACAUCGCGCCGCUCUCACUAACGCAGCCUUUCCAGAACCCGGAUGCCAGCUACAACCAGAUGUUUCCCCACCAUGCGCGGAGUGUGUGGUCAGUACCUGGUGAUCUUUAUGACUAUUUUACCGUGUCCCAGUCCUGGCCUUAUGGUGCGCCACACCAUGGCUUCCGGUUUGGAAACGUCACAGUCCGCGUCGUUCCCAUCACUGUAAGUUACAACGGCGAGGGUGACUUUGACUUUAAGAACGGCCAGGCUAGUACCGCCCUUCCACUUCCGGCAUCCUACCCCAAGCCGGUCGUUCGCGAGGACUGGAACCUGAUUUCCGGACACUUCUUGGAAGAGAAGGAGUAUGAGGAUACUGCUGUGCUCUUCAUCCCUUCAUUCAGCUCGGCAGAACCUGGCGCGAAGCUCUCGUUCAGGCAGCGCGCUCCCGAGUUCCUCGAGAAGAGUGUCGCAGCAGGAAAGAGGCGCUUGAUCAUGGACCUGUCGGAGAAUGCCGGUGGCCAUACUAACCAUGGUUAUGACCUCCUCCAAGCUCUCUUCCCUGGAUAUUUCAUGUACACCUCUUCUCGAUUCUGGGACCACGAAGCGCUUCGCCUGAUGUUCAAGGCCUUUCAGAACGUCACCGUCGACGACCCCUUGUACCAGAAUGUCUCGUACCUUUUUUCGACUCCCCUCUUCGUGGGACCAGAUCAGAAGACACAUUUCAAUUCAUGGAAAGAGGUCUACGGACCGCAAGAGAUCUUGGGCACAAACCAGAGCUCUGCAUUCGCCAUCUUCGACUUCAACCUUGCCUCCGAGCUGGACAACCCAAUCCGCGGAUACGGCCCCGUCAAGCAGGAUGCCACGUCUCCAGCGUGUUACCAGACGCGAGAGCAUGUCCAACAAGUUUUGCCUAUCGUUCACUACUGA